Messenger RNA from Haemorhous mexicanus (house finch), 1311 nucleotides. RefSeq lists its product as uncharacterized. Lineage: Eukaryota; Metazoa; Chordata; Aves; Passeriformes; Fringillidae. The record is from RefSeq and is a predicted model, not a curated record. The transcript has 4 exons. Bases 1 to 1311 code for a protein of 436 amino acids.
AUGUGGGGACCCCCGGGAACAGCGCAGAACUCCCGGAUUUCUGGGGAGAACCCCCGACCCCUCCCGGGGCACCGGGGGGGGGGCGGUCAGACACACACGGCGCCCCCAACCCAGCACGGGAACCGCAAACCAGGAAGCACCGGGGAGCCUCAGCUCCCGGCCCGUGUCGCCGCUGCCGGAGGGGACAUCCCGGGAGCUGGGAACCCUCCCGCCACCCCCGGGGCCCCCGCACCGCCCCCGCAGCUCCGGUUCGCCCGCAGCCGCCACCCCCGUGUGGCCACCCCCGUGUCCCGGGGAGCGCCGGUGGCACAGCAGGGGCGGGGGAGCGGAGAAGAGCUGGGCUUGGCCCGGCCUGAUGUCGCUCCUGCCCGGGACCUGAGCCCCGGUGUCCCCUCUGCCCGGGACCUGUGCCCGAGCCCCGGUGUUCCCCCGGCCCGGGACCUGAGCCCCCGUGUCCCCCGCCCGGUCCCUAAGCCCUGCCCCCGCUCGCGGGGGCUUUUCCGGAGGGUCCCGGGACCCGCUGCCCACCCGUUACCCCGGACCCCGCUGCCCACCCGGCGCCCACCCGGCUUCCCGCUGACCACCCACUGCCCCCGGACCCCGCUGACCACCCGGUGCCCUCCGGACCCCGCUGCCCUCCGGACCCCGCUGCCCACCCGGCGCCCACCCGGCUUCCCGCUGACCACCCACUGCCCCCGGACCCCGCUGACCACCCGGUGCCCUCCGGACCCCGCUGCCCUCCGGACCCCGCUGCCCACCCGGCGCCCACCCGGCUUCCCGCUGACCACCCACUGCCCCCGGACCCCGCUGACCAUCCGGUGCCCUCCGAACCCCGCUGCCCUCCGGACCCCGCUGACCAUCCGGUGCCCUCCGAACCCCGCUGCCCUCCGGACCCCGCUGACCACCCACUGCCCCCUGACCCCGCUGACCACCCGGUGCCCUCCGGACCCCGCUGCCCUCCGGACCCCGCUGACCACCCGACCUCUGUUGACCACCUGCUGCCCCCUGACCCUGCUGACCACCCGCUACCCUCCGGACCCCGCUGCCCACCCGUUGCCCCAGACCCCCCUGACCACCCGGUGCCCUCCGGACCCCACUGACCACCCGCUGCCCACCCCGUUCCCGCUGCCCACCCUGUCCUUGCUGCCCACCCGACCCCUCUCCCACACCCGGGAGCGCCCCGCUGGGUCAGGGCACUCUUGGGGUGCCAACGCCCGGCGCUCCGGGGGCUGCCACCCCUCCCGACAGCCCGAGCCCGAGGGUGAUCCCAGCCUGGGGACCCGCGGGACACCUGGAUUUGGCCGCUCCUGA